Molecule: messenger RNA, 1052 nt
Organism: Musa acuminata subsp. malaccensis (wild Malaysian banana)
Lineage: Eukaryota; Viridiplantae; Streptophyta; Magnoliopsida; Zingiberales; Musaceae
Source: RefSeq, a predicted model, not a curated record
CAUCCAUUCUUCCAACCACACACACACGAGAGGAGGGAAAAGGACACGGCUCUCUCCCACCUUAAAAGCAGGCCCGAGUGUUUGACGAUAGAAGCACAAGCUCUCCUUCUUCUCCACACCAUUCACACCAUCCCCAUCUUUCUAUCUCUCAACAUGAUCACUCACCGACAACUACGACGACGAGAAAUCCCCACCGGCAACCGGUUCAGUCUCGCGAAGCCAGUUCCAAGAGGUAGAGAUGAUCACGAUAGCUUCCUAGGUGAUAUGGUGCAUGCUUCGCCGGCAGAAAGAACCACCGGCAAGCUUGGUGGUACUCCUUCACAGCCAUUGUGGAAGACCAUGGAGUCUCCGAUGGCUCGAUCGGCUGACAGCUCUCCGAUGCACAAGCACCACAACGGUAAGCAAGUAGUUCCGACUCCAGGAGCUCGGGAGAUUGCCAGGUACAGGCAGGACAUGUUGGAUAUGGUGAGGGAGAUGCCGGAGUCUGCUUAUGAACUCACGCUGAGGGAUAUGGUGGAGACUCCGAGGAUAGCCCAGACGGUGCAGGAAACGAUAGAGAAGAGGAGAGAAGAGGCAAAGGAUAAAGCUGAGAAGGUGAAGGAUCAAAGUAAAGAGAAGAGAAGGCUGUUGAGAAAAGAGAGCAUGGAAACUGGGGUGUUCCUUAGAAUGUUCGUGCCAAUCUCUCUGGGUGGAGGUAGGAGGAAGAGCUCAGGAGGGUCUAAUACUUGCGCAAAGGUGUCACCGAGGCCUGUCCUGGCAGAAGCAGAGAAGGGUGGGAUUGUAAGGAUGAAGGGAGAGUUGUGGAAGAAGAAUGAUUCCAACGGUAAGGGAAGCAGAAGCAGGAAAAUGAAUGGCUGCUAUGAUUUCUUCCUUACAAAUAAAAGCCGAUCCAUGUAAAUUUGAGGGCAGUCCUGUUAUCGGCCCCUGUUUUGAGAUGUUUAGUGUUGUCUUUAGCUGUUCAUUGGCAGAUGAGAAUGUAAUAUGACCUGUACAAUGGUUUUGAACUUUGCUUUAUCAUUUGUAUUCAAAUCUAGUGUCUGAGAAGUUGAAAA